This is a messenger RNA of Owenia fusiformis, 2226 nucleotides long. NCBI's taxonomy places the organism in Eukaryota, Metazoa, Annelida, Polychaeta, Sabellida, Oweniidae. The record is from the annotation of a GenBank genome assembly.
AUGGUACGUAUGUUUGAUGAAGUUGUUCAACAUUUUGCUUCUGGUACGACAAUACACGGUGUUCCAAAGCUAUUGAAAGCACAGACUAUACAAGGAAAGAUAUUUUGGUCAGUGAUCUGCCUCUCAGCUUUAGGGGUAUUUAUAUUUGAACUUGUACUGCUACUGAGCAAAUACUUUGAACAUCCAAAGAGUGUCGACAUAAAGAUCGUACAGGAGCCUGUCGCUUUUCCAUCUGUCUCAGUGUGUUCUGUGUAUGCAAUAGACCCCUUCGUGAUACAUGAAAUAUACAAACUCAAAACUGGAACUCAAAAGGAUAGCGCUAUGGCAACGGAUGACGUGGGCUAUAGAUUUACGCGGGAUAUGUCAGGUGAAUUGGAUGACACACAGUUUGGUGUUGAGAAUGCGUUCAUUAAAUGGUAUCUCGAUGAUUUUAUAGAAAAGUCCAGUGAUUUUAUGGGAAAACAAGAGAAUAGAUUAGCUAUUAAACGUAUGCUGGGAAGUGAAGCUGAAGAGAAAUAUCGGACGAAAUUCUUGCCUUCAUUAGCGUCGAGACUUACUCUAACAGCCAAUAUGUUACACGAGCACAUUGCCUUUCCUGGUAUUAAGCCUAAAGAAUUCAUAGCCCUUUGUCGUUACGCUAGGAAAGAGUGUUCAUACAAACAUUUCACAACUGUGUUUGACCCGUACUAUUAUGAUUGUUUCACAUUUAACGCAUCCAUCAUAGCAGGUGCGCGUAAAACAUUGGCUGAAGGAAUUGAAAAUGCAUUGUCUCUCGUGAUGUACCUUCCCGAGCUACACAGAGAUUUGAAAUUCAACAAGAUGAAAACCCACCUCCCUGGUAUUUUAGGCCAUGACCUCCGCGACCCACUGUCCGGAAGUGGAGGAGUUCGCGUAGUGAUACACGCUCCUGGUACACAUCCGUAUCCGGCCACUGACGGAUUUGACGUAAUGCCAGGAAGUUCUGUCUCAAUAGGAGUAAAAACAACAGAAAACAUACGCCUCGGGUGGCCCUACGGUAAUUGUCAGAAAGAGGAAGAUGAUACAAUCCAAAUCCAACAAAAGACGAACACGUACAAAUACACAAUGACAUCGUGUCGGGAAAAAUGUAUACAAAGUAAUCUUUUGAUGAAUAAGCCCAAAGGUUGCGAAUGUCUCGAUGUAAAUCUGCCUACGUUUACUGAAGUAGAACACGGUGAAUAUUGCGCUCGGUUUGAUGAUGUACCCAAACAUUGUCAAAACAAAACUGAAUGUGCGGAACUGAAGGCAAGAUGGUUAAAACGUAUGAACUGUAUGCACGAUAAAGAAGCUAAUAAUAACUCUUUAGUCGGAGAAUGUAACUGCCAUCCUCCAUGUGAGGAUGUGGACUACGAUUUUUUCUACAGUAGUACACCGUGGCCGGAUGCCAAUUACGUCAAUGGCGUCUACCGAGAUCUCUUCAUCUCGCACAAGUUCCAGGAUAAUUUUGACAAUGCACAGAAAAGGACUGCUUACUUUGGUGAUAAGAUAGAAUCAGAUCUAGACAACGAGGGGAGAAUUAAGAAAACGGUUGGUAGACUUGCCCGACUAAAUGUAUAUCUAUAUGAUACGAAUGUCGUUAAGAUAACGGAGAACGAAGACUACACGGGGAUACAGUUGAUUUCAGAUGUUGGUGGACAACUCGGACUCUGGCUAGGGGUCUCUAUUAUCACCCUCACUGAAGUCUUUGAGCUUAUCGCACACAUAAUACAUAUAGUGUGCAAAAGAGACGACAAAAGAGACGUGGAUGUUCAACAUGAAGAGCUGGAUUAUCAAAGACUUCCAAUUCCUGAAAUACCGCACAAUAAUGAAUAAUUUGCACUUAAACCGUUGUUAAUGAUUAUGUAUUAUUGGUCAAAUGACUGUUGAUUCAUCAGAUUCUACUAGCUCAGAAAUUCUAGUGAAUGGAACUUUUUCAAAUAUUUUUCACAGAACCGCCAGGCAAAGUAACCUCAAACAUAUUGCAAGUAAUGUAUUUCAUUUUCAAAAAUCAAUUAACCAUAAUUCUUAGAAUUCGAACCUCAUGUAAAGCAACAUAUUUUUCAAAGUAAGCAAAGUCUUCUACAAUAAAUUGUGUCACCCUGUAUGCUACAAAAGUGAUUUAAGCCAACUUAUGUUUAAUUAUUGAACGCUUUUAGAAAUUGAAUAAAUCAUCAAUUAUAGUAAGAUAGCAUCCGAUUUUAGAAUUUUUAAUCUAUAUGAAGAAUUUAA